AUGGGAGGAGCCUGAACCGGUAAACUUUUUCAACUUCGCAGCAACUUUCUUCAGCGUCUGUAUCAGGCUCCCUACCGCCGCGACAUGCGUCGUUCCAGUAUCUAGCAAUGAGAAACUCGAGCUCCAAAUAAUGUGAUGGCCACACCUACGACGUGGUGGCUUCUCCCCGUCUUGCUGGUCACCUCGCCGUGCUGUUGUUGUUCUUCUCCAGGUCCCCCCGCUCCUCCGUUUAACCUCAAGUGCUACAGACCAUGUGAUUCGAAGGGCUGUUUAGAUAUAAAAUGUGAAUGGGAGCCAAAGCCACACCCUGAUAUCGCCACUAACUACACCCUCUACUGGAAGCCAGAAAAUCAAGAGGAUGAGCAUGUGACAAGUAGCAGUAGCUCAGAUGGGUUUAUCCGUCGUGAAAACUUUGAGAGCCACGGAGUACUCCGCGUUUGGGUCCAGGCUCGGAACGAGUUUGGUUCCGUUGAAUCUCAGGAAUUCGUUUUCCAUACUCACAACAUCACCAAGCCGGCGCCUCCUACGUUCACAUCGAGCCAUCACGAUCCGUUAGAGAUUUAUUGGGAGACCAUCUGUGGCGGGCUGCAGCUUAGUGUCGGACCCUGCAACGUUAGAUAUCAUACUGAGGAUGACCAACGCUGGAUUGAGGAUGAAGAUCAUUUCAGUGGAAGCUAUGAAAUCAGGGAGCCUCAGCCCAACGCGGUCUAUGAAUUUCAGGUCCGCUGUCAGUGUGACCCAAGCCUGAUGAGCGACUGGAGUGCAAGCUACAGAAUAAGAAGCGCAGAAGCGGCCCCGGUGGGAGAAGUGGAUGCAUGGUGGGACUGUGGGCUGCAGCUGCCGACCUUGGACUGUUUUCUGAACUGGAAGAAUCUUUCUCUUUCUCAGGCGCGAGGACACAUUCUGGGAUACGAAGUCACAGUUUUCUACAGUAACGGCACCGUACAGCUGAUGAAUGUGUCCGCAGACAACCCGAGCAGUUUCUUUUUCUAUGAGGAUGGGAAAUGGCGUCUCACUUCUUCUCUGAAGGAUGUGUCAUCCGUUAGUCUGUCAGCCUACAAUGCUCUCGGUGCUACAAAAGCUUCUCCUCUGCCUAUGCCAACACCAGGUAAACAAGAAAACGCUCCAACAAUUUACCUUGAGAUGACCGAAGAAAACCUCACCGUGUCCUGGAACCAGCCCGCUGAGUUCUACGACGGCGUCAAACAGUAUGUGGUGCAAUACAGAGAGUGUCUACCUGGAAACGGAUUUGACUGGAUCAGAGUGGACAAAAAUCAGACAAGGGCCUUUUUUAAAGGUGCAUUUAAGAAGUACACAUCAUACCAAGUGUCAUUGUUUGUAGUGUCAAACUUGAACAAAGUCAGUCAGGUUGCAACAGCCAGAGGAUAUUCUGCUCAGAGAGUUCCCUCCAAAGUGCCUUCAUUCAAGGCGUCCCAUAUUGCUGGCACUAAGGUGACUCUGUCUUGGGAGCCUUUUCCCUGCUCCAAUCAGAGUGGGAUCAUCUUGUACUACCAAAUAGGAGUGAACACACAGAAAGUGUACAACGUAAACGCGACCCCAGAUCAUGGAAGCAUGACGUACAAGCUGGAUCUAAGUCCGGGUCAGGAGUACACCAUCUGGAUAAGAGCGGUGACCGUGGCUGGGCCCGGUGAGAAGGCCACCACAACGUUUAAAAUUAAUCACCACGAAGGCUACGAGUAUUUAAUUCCCGUUGUGCUCAUUUUGCUGUUGGUGAUCGUCAUAUGCUCUUUUGGUUGGGUAGUAUGUGUUUUCCAAAGAGGCAAUAAAAUGGGACCACUUGUACCUCAGUGUCUUUACAACAAAGUGCCAGAUCCCAGCAACAGCCGAAUAUUCAAGCAGAUGAAGGACCAGAUUAACGAGCCUCUGACUUGGAUCUGUGGUCCUCUCUAUGAACCGUAUCCUAAGAUCUCCGUUUUGGAAGUUGUGGAAAUAGUGCCCAAGGUAUUUGACUCCGACGAGAUAAAGAAGGAGACUGGCUGUUUCCAGAUGGAGUGUCAGGAUGAUCAAAAGGCGGAUCCUGUGACAGAAAAGGUUAAUCGCACAGACAGCCGCAGCGGGAGAAAGGAGUACAGUAAGAUGGUUGACUCUGAUGAAGAGAAGAAUGAUAGUUGGAGCUCAUCAGAGGAAGAACAGUCUACCUCCGGGUAUGAAAAGCACUUCAUGCCCUCUGCUUCGGAAAUAAUGGUGGAGUGACUCAGGAUUAUGGACAUUCGUUUUCAGGGUUUGCAUGUUUUCCUAUUUUUGUAUUUUGUUUUUGAUGAACGUGUGUUUUGUAUAUGAUGAGGUUUUGUUAAAAAGCUCUUUGUCACCGCAGGAAAGACUCAAGACAAACAGCUCCAGCUUUUCUGAUUUGUGACCUCCACCUUUUUAUGUUGUUUCUUCUGAUGUUUUCAUGUUAUAAAUCUGAUUACAUAAAAAAAGUCCCUUUUGAUGGGUACCUCUUCCUA
Molecule: messenger RNA, 2468 nt
Organism: Fundulus heteroclitus (mummichog)
Lineage: Eukaryota; Metazoa; Chordata; Actinopteri; Cyprinodontiformes; Fundulidae
Gene: il12rb2l
Product: interleukin 12 receptor, beta 2a, like
Exons: 15
Coding region: 136-2214 (692 amino acids)
Biological process (GO): cytokine-mediated signaling pathway
Cellular component (GO): external side of plasma membrane; signaling receptor complex
Molecular function (GO): cytokine receptor activity; cytokine binding
Source: RefSeq, a predicted model, not a curated record